This is a messenger RNA of Heteronotia binoei (common prickly gecko), 2439 nucleotides long. It is a transcript of the gene EMP1, whose product is annotated as epithelial membrane protein 1. Bases 62 to 538 code for a protein of 158 amino acids. The transcript has 4 exons. Gene Ontology annotation, cellular component: plasma membrane. Lineage: Eukaryota; Metazoa; Chordata; Lepidosauria; Squamata; Gekkonidae. The record is from RefSeq and is a predicted model, not a curated record.
UGAUUCUUUUUCCCUUCCACAAAGUUCUCAACAUUAGAGACACCUCUGCUGCAGAGCCAAGAUGUUGGUGCUACUGGCUGGCAUUUUCAUUAUCCACACUGCCACGGUGAUCAUGCUGUUUGUCUCCACCAUUGCUAAUGUCUGGAUGGUAAGCGGCAACUUCACAUCAGGACUCUGGCAGCAAUGUAAAGGAAACCACUGUGGGGAUGUUUUCUUCCCAGAAGAUGACCAACCUGCCCUCAAGACAGUCCAAGCCUUCAUGAUCCUGGCCAUCAUCUUCUCCUUCAUCUCCCUGGUCAUGUUCAUGGUGCAGCUCUUCACUAUGGAGAAAGGGAAACGCUUCUACAUCACUGGAGGCUGCCUGCUGGUUUGCUGGCUAUGCAUUUGUAUUGCUGUCUCCAUCUACACAGCCCGAUUCCCACAAUACUUUAAGCCGGCAGACAAGUUUCACCAUGGCUACUCUUUCAUACUGGCUUGGAUCUGUUUUUGCUUCAGCUUCAUCAUUGGUGUUCUGUACCUUGUGCUCAGAAAGAAAUGAGGGUUCUGAUGAUGAAAUGGGGAGGGAGGAUUGGAAAUAUUGGGGAGGGCUUGUGGGAGGGAUGUGAAGUCAUUUUUGCUAUGAGAACAGUUUGCCAAAAGAAAUGAAUCAUACACUGCUCAGCUAACUUGCCCACCCCAGACAUGAAUCCACCAGAGAGAGAAAAGCUGGUCUGGGCCCUCCAUGUGUAAUGGAUAAACAGGAUCAUGAAGAUGCUUGAAGAACCACCAAAGUAGGCAGGAGCUGUCUUCUCGCUCACAAAAUUACACACUCAAUUCCAUUGUAAAGAACCUUACAUUUUCUGCCUUUCUGAUGACAGACAAAAUACUUGAGAUACUAGCUCUUCAGCGUUCUUCCCUAAAUCUUCAGUGUUUGCAAUGCAUUCCCCUACACUGUCUGUAAGCUAUUUCCACUCAUUGUGGCAGGUGUCAAAUUUCAUGUCCACUAAAAUGAUGGUACAGAACCCCUUAAAUACAUUUUUAAAAGGUUAAAGACAUGAAAUAUAGGAGCAACCUGACUAAAGUGAGACCGAAUCCUAGUAUUAUGUUUUCUGGUUCCACCACCUCCACAUUUCAUUCUUAAGAGGGAAAUGGGGCUACUGGUUCUGAAGAGGUUAGAAGAAAAGCUAAUGAGGAGGAGAAAUAAAGGUGAAUGUGGGCCAGGGAGGAGCAGAAACAGACAGGCAAACAGUCCUAUAUGAUGGGGUUCUUAGUGCUGGUAAGAAGAUCAUUGGUAUUGGACUUCCAUUACUGUUCACAAUGUGUACCUGCACUUUAAGACCUCCCAGUGUCCCACUGAUGCCAUUGAGUUGUGAUAUAUGUAGUGUACAAUCAAUGAGAUGGAAAAGGCCACUUCUAGUCCUGUCAGAGACACUCUAGGAACUUUCCUCUCUGCAUCAAAGAGGAUUUGUGUGACUAGCUCUUCUGUCACUGUUGAGUACCUAAAGAAGGGGAGAUGGGCUUCUGUCCAGAGGAUAAGGUUUUUAGUCAUGGAUCUUGCACUGAAACUAUGACCUGUCCUGAGUGGAGGGGAAGCCCUACUAUCACAGAAUAUUCCCCUAUCACAGAAUAAUCCUCCCCGGCCCAGGUUAAAACUGGCCAUCCGAGUGAAGGUUCCAUGUAACUAUGCUUUUAGGGAACACCUGCACUGUGUUGCAUCAGUCUUCAGUUUUCCCCUGAACUUUCAGUGCACACAAUGUGACCCUCCAGUGGGGUGAGAUGAAGGUCAGUUCAUUACAUUUGGCAAACAGAGAUCCAAGCAGGAAAUGGCUGCAUGAGAACAGAAAGGAUUUAUUAUGAUGUCAUAUUGACGGUCUGCAUCAGGAUGUUCAGGCCAGGUACUCCUGCCAGUUAGAUCCAUCUCAGUAGUGAGUGGUGAGAAGGUGGUUGACCCUAUUUCCACUUCAUCCCACUCAAGUCUCAUGUAAAGGGGUGACAAAGGCCAGCUUUAAAUGUGAGGCAGGUGAAGCAAAGAAAGAGUUUCCCUGUACAACUUGGCAUGACUUCACAGCCUCAUUUGCAACAAACCUGUGAAAAGCUACUGUGUGUACUUAGUUUGCACGCCAGAAAUCUGUGGCCCUUGUGGAUCCUGUACCAGAAUGCAAACUUUACCCAUAUAGCCAAUGCAGUGUACAUGCAAAAGCCCCCGGGGGAGCUCUUCUGCCUCACCAGCAUCACAUUCAAGUCUGGCCUAAUUCAGGGCUGCAGGCUUAGUAUAAACAGUGUUUCCUUUCUCUCAUUGUUAUAUUCUUUUUACAUGUAAGCUUUUUUUGGAAUUUGGGGGAUAUGUUCUAGUAUUGUACUUGCCAUCUCUCCAUGUGCAGUCAUUGUAAAUAUUUUGAUACAGAUAUCCUGACUGUAGGGAUAUGAAAAAAACAACAAUAAAUUCCAUUUCCUUUACCA